Xyrauchen texanus (razorback sucker) is the source of this 1171-nucleotide messenger RNA. RefSeq names its product ubiquitin carboxyl-terminal hydrolase 42-like. Gene Ontology annotation, biological process: regulation of apoptotic process; protein deubiquitination. The transcript is spliced from 3 exons. The annotation marks the transcript as partial. Gene Ontology annotation, cellular component: nucleus; cytosol. The record is from RefSeq and is a predicted model, not a curated record. Gene Ontology annotation, molecular function: cysteine-type deubiquitinase activity; cysteine-type endopeptidase activity. Lineage: Eukaryota; Metazoa; Chordata; Actinopteri; Cypriniformes; Catostomidae.
CUAUAUUAAGUAUUAACCAAAUGAAGCUUUGAAUACCAUAUAUUUAAACAGAUAAUGUUUAAUGAGGAAUAAGGUGUAUCUUUAUACACAAGAUAUGAAGUUGGAAGCACCAUGUAUGUGGUGACGGGGGACAUUUCUAUAUUGUCACAUUUUUCUUUGCAUGCCCUCGCUUCGAUGUAGUACAUUUGAUUAUCAAAUCAAAAUAACAAAAUAUGAAUUGAAGUAGAGAUACAAAUAUGGAUGAAUAUUGUCAAUGAUGGAAGAUUUGGAUUCAGCAAAUCCCCAAGAGGUGUCAGUGUUUGUUUUUAUUUUUCUUAUUUAAUCUGCUGUUAUACUUCAGAGCCAAUUAUAGAAACCCUUCAGCGUGAGCUACAGAGGAACAUGUAGAAAUUAUUAUAAUAAUAAAAAAUAUUGGCAUUGAUUUGUGUAGAUAACAGAUAUAUCCAGAAAGCAAGUAUCGGCACCAAUUAAUCCUUAAACCGAUAUAUCGAUCAUUUAACACACAACACCUGAUGAAUCGACCCCACAUACACAAAUAAAAAAAGCUGCUUUUGUGCCAAGGAUGAUUGACUUUUACAUUGACAUACAUACCUGUUUUUCUACAGAAAAUGAAUAAUGACCAUAGUUGAAAAGCCUCCAGAAAAUCCUGACCCAGAGUCAGUGCGGUGCAAGCACUCCAGCUCCCUGACACCUUUUUUCACCAGAGACAUGGAGAGUAGUAGUUCAAGCUGGAGUGUUAGCCCUUCUGCCCAUGAGCUUUCAAGGGCCAAGACUGCGUGCAUGGCUCCAGCCAUUGGAGUGACUGUGAACAGUAGUAAUACUAUGGCUCUCGACAGGCCCCGGGAGCAAGUGGUUAUGACCAGUGGGGAUGGCAUCGCUCUUCCUCAAAAGGUCCUCUUUCCCCCAGAGCGACUCUGCUUGAAAUGGAACCAAGGUCACCGCAUUGGUUCAGGUCUCCAGAACCUGGGCAACACAUGUUUUCUAAAUUCUACCCUCCAAUGUCUGACCUACACGGUUCCCCUUGCCAGCUACAUGCUUACUAGAGAGCAUUCCAAAACAUGUCAUGAGCCUGGAUUUUGCAUGAUGUGUACCAUGCAAAAUCACAUCACUCAGGUGUUCGCCAACUCUGGAAACGCCAUCAAGCCCAUUGGUGUGAUUAAUGAACUGAAAC